Helobdella robusta is the source of this 2388-nucleotide messenger RNA. RefSeq lists its product as hypothetical. Gene Ontology annotation, biological process: zinc ion transmembrane transport. The transcript has 4 exons. Gene Ontology annotation, molecular function: zinc ion transmembrane transporter activity. The record is from RefSeq and is a predicted model, not a curated record. The coding region runs from base 193 to 1629 and encodes 478 amino acids. Gene Ontology annotation, cellular component: plasma membrane. Lineage: Eukaryota; Metazoa; Annelida; Clitellata; Rhynchobdellida; Glossiphoniidae.
UGUGCGGUUUGAAAUCUUUUGUAUUAUAGUGUCCGAUUUCAUCUUGCCUGCUAAGUGACACCGAAAUUAAAAUCUAUUUUAUCGUUUUAUUUGUAUUAAAAUUUAUAUUUUUGAAGUUGGAUUUACCAAAUUUAAAACGAUAAGUUUUGAUAGUUUUACUUUUAUUGUGUAAAAAAAAAAUAAGUGAUAACAAUGGUGGUUGAGGCAGCGAAAGCCCUGACGGAAUUCGGCACGCGAAACAUCAAGAUCAUCAUCCUGAUCGCCCUCUUCGUCAUCACUACUAUUUUUUGCUUCUUGCCCCAAGUUGUCAUUUUUUUGUCAAAUAAAUUCGAUAGAGUUGCACUGCCGUUGACCAGGGAAGAGUUUAAAAAACGCCGCCGAAAAAGAAGAUUUCGUAAAAAUUCCGUCAGCCUAAUGAACUGCUUUGCAUCCGGUGUAUUCCUUGGGGUCUGCCUGCUAGACUUGUUGCCAGAAGUGGAGGAGAACAUAGAACAGUUUGUGACUGACUACAGGAUCGACAUCAAUUUCCCCCUUGCACAGUUCUGUGUUGUGGUCGGAUUUCUGUUGUUGAUGAUUCUCGAACAGGUUGCCACAUUAUUCAAGAAGGAUAGUUCGAACCCUUUCGUUCAUCACCAUCAUCAUGGUGGCCCUGAUUCUUUGGUGUCGUCAACUGCUUCGACCAUUCUUCCACUCGUUGUGGCAGAUUUCGAUGGUUCUUUCCAACAUCAUCAUGAAGACUUCCGCCCUCCACACCACCACCCCCACCAUCACCAUCAUCACCGUCGUCGUAGUGAUCUCAAUGAUAGCACCAUCAAUCUGGCCUCGUCAUCUUUUGCUUCUCAUCCGUCGAAUGACGAUAACAUGAUCAGUGUCAAUGUGAAUGAUGGCUACGACAACAUCGACAUCGAAGACAAGCCAUUGCUCUCAGAUCGCUUCUCACAAUCUCUCUCCCUUCAUUCACCCCAGCAUCAACACCACGACCACCAGGAAGUCAGCAGACAACAUCCUCAAACUAGGAACAGUUCAGAAUCAGAAAACCUGACGGAAAAAACGACUUUGUUAGCCACGACAACUUUGGAUGAAGAAAUAGAAAACCAGGCCGAAUUAGAAGAAACUGAAAUCGAACAGGCGGAAAUUUCUACCGAUCCUCGCGCCCACUCAAACGUUCGUUAUGUCAUGUUGGCCAUUGCCCUGUCAGUUCACUCCAUCUUUGAGGGGCUAGCUCUGGGGCUUGAGCCAAAAAUAGCUUCAAUUUUCCAGCUAUUUAUAGCUAUAGCCAUUCACAAAUGUGUUGUUGCUUUCAGUUUCGGUUUGAAUAUGUCACAAAGUGCACUGAACACAUGCACUAAAUUCUUCUCGCUGGUGGUGUUUUGCUUAGCUUCUCCUGUUGGCGCUGUCGUUGGGUUAGGAAUUGAGAUGGUCUCAUUCAACAAAGGAACAGCGGGGGCGAUAAUAGGGUCACUCCAGGGCCUGGCCUGUGGUUCCUUCAUAUACGUAGUUUUUUUCGAGUUGCUGCCCCAUGAGUUUUUUACCUACAGAAAAAGGCCAAGCCCUCUGCUAAAAGUGCUGAUGCUUAUAUUUGGAAUUUCCCUGAUGUCUCUUGUCAUGUUGAUCGAGCCUGCUGAAUGAUUGUGAUUGGUUGAUUGAAAUGUAUGUUGGUUGAUUGGUUUGUUGAUUGAUUGAUUGAUUGAUUGACUGACUGAUUGAUUGACUGAUUGAUUGAUUGGUUGGUUAAACAUUUUAUUUUUGAUACCUUAGAGUUAUCAUGUUUUAGUUCAUAAACCAAUGUUUUUAACAUUAACUGUUCACAAAAAAAUUUCUUUGCUGAUGUGUAUGUAUUCAAGUGUUAUAUUGUGUGUGUAUAUAUAUAUAUAUAUAUAUAUAUAUAUAUAUAUAUAUAUAUAUAUAUAUAUAUAUAUAUAUAUAUGCAUGUAUGUUUGUAUGUACGUGUUUGUGUUAUAUAGUAUAUAAAGCUAUGUAUUUAUUCAGUAUUAACAUUUAUAUUUUUGCAUGUAUAUUUGUCGUUAUUAUCUAUAUAUGUAUGUAUGCUGGUUUGUUUGUUUGUAUGUAUGUGUAUGUAUGUCUGUUUUUAUAUGAGCUGUACAUAUUUUAUAAACAUUUUAUAAAACAGACUUUAGUCAUUUCAUAUUUUAAACUCUCUUUUGUGUUUAAUGUAUUUAUGUUCGUAAUAUACGCAUACAUACAUGCACUAAUACAUACAAACACAUACAUACAUACAUACUUACAUACGUACGUACAUACAAACACAUAUUUACCAACAUACAUACAUAUUGAUCCAUUAAAUUAAAAUCUAUUUAAAUUUUUACUGUCAACUUAUUUGAUUUUUAGGUUUGAUUCGUUGUUUUAAAAAAAUUAUUCCCAAAUCAA